AUGGUUUCCUCACGACUUUUGACGCUGGUAUUCAGCGUGUCAGUGUCGGCAGUGGCAAGUUUGAGGGCGCCAGUCAGUAGUGAGACGGCAUCUGCUCAUUGCAACAAGGCUCUGCCCACGGGACGAUCACCGGGUAACGACUAUACGAUUCCUUACACCGACAAGGAAGGACGUUCUCGAAGCUACCUUUUGUUCCUACCACCGAAAUAUUCCACAAAGGCCAACAAUCCGAUUAUAUUCUCCUACCACGGUGGAACUGAGACACCAGAGUCGCAGCGAGAUCUCGACCUCCUGGAAACGCCCUACUUCAAUACCGACCAUAUCGUCGUGUAUCUCCGUGGCUACCAGGAACGGUGGGAAGGCACCCCAAACAUCACCAAGAGAAACGACGUCGAGUACACCAGCAAUGUUCUAGACGACCUCCAAAAGAUAUACUGCAUCGACACGAGCCGCAUCUUCAUGACGGGAAAAUCCAACGGCGGUGGCUUUGUCAACUACGCCGCAUGCCAUAAAGAGCUUUCAGUACGCUUUGCCGCCUUCGCGCCCGUCUCCGGCUCGUUCUACAUCGAGGGGGCAGAAGGUUGCAAUCCCAAGACCGUGAAGAUCCCUUGCACGCCGGGACGGUCCAACAUUCCCAUGAUUGAGUUCCACGGCGGAAUCGACGGCACCAUCCCUUACGAAGGCAGUUCCAGCCGCCGCGGCGCGUGCUUACCUGACGUUUUCCACUGGGCGACCGAGUGGGCUCUCCGCGAUGGCCUCGACGAGAAGGCCUGCAAGAAGAACAUUACCUCGCGUGCGCAGAUGUACCGGUGGGGCAAAGGUAACAAGGAGGGCCUUGUCAGUCACGUCUAUGAACACGAUGUAAAUCAUAGUUGGCCCUACACUAAGGAGAACGCUGAUAACAAGGAGCAUGGAGAUGGUCCGGCAUCGUACAAUGCGUCGUCGUACAUUAUGGAAUUCUUCAGCAAACACACGCUGGCUUGA
Molecule: messenger RNA, 984 nt
Organism: Colletotrichum orchidophilum
Lineage: Eukaryota; Fungi; Ascomycota; Sordariomycetes; Glomerellales; Glomerellaceae
Exons: 2
Coding region: 1-984 (327 amino acids)
Molecular function (GO): feruloyl esterase activity
Source: RefSeq, a predicted model, not a curated record